AUGCAAAACAAUUUCGCAAGAAAAUCAAAUCUAACGAAACCACAUCCAGUUAGAUCUGGUGAAACAAAACAGGUACGGAAAGUUCCUACCAGAAAGAUUCCUUAUAGAGUUGGAUACACUUGGAACAAAGGUGGAAGACUCAAGGAGCUAAGAAUAAGGCACUUGGCAAGAAAGUUUCUAAAGAUAUGGAUGAGGCACACUUUUGGUCAAAUACUUGCUAAUGAAGCCAGCUCUUACUGCAAUAAUCGAAUACUGAGACGAACCUUUCAAGGAUGGAAGGACGAGUGGUGGACUACCAGGAGGGAGUGGAUUCUUACACUACGUGCAGAGUGCCACUACAGGUAUUACCUCUACAUUUGGGCAUUUGGUAGUUGGAGACAGUUUAUAUCUUUAAAGAAGGAGAAGAAGACUAAAAUGGAGAAUGCACAAUCAUUAGCUGGGAGGCGACUGAUGCAUCUGGUUUGGAAUAGAUGGAAAUCUUUCGUAGAGAUAAGGAGAAUUCAGAACAGAAUGGUUGAAACUGUUCUGGAGCAGAAGAGGAUCUCCACUAUGCACUCAGUUUGGAGUUUGUGGCGGACUAAUCUUCAGCAGCAACAAGACGUUUACAUAUUGGAGAACCAGGCUCUGAAUCAGAGGACACUAAGCUUGCAGAGAAAAGCUUGGUUUCGGGGGAAAGCGAUGCACAAAGCGGCUUGUUACCAGAAGGAGAAAGAAUCUAAAUCUACUCAUCAUUUCAUCCUAAAAUUGAAAAGAAGAACUCUCCAUCAGUGGAUAUGUUAUGCAUCCUGCCGCAAGGCCAAGAAAAAAUCUAAAGCAUUGGCUCAGCGUUCUUGUUAUCUGUACCUGGUGAGGAAGUAUUGGAGCGAAUGGUGUAACGCGGUGGAGCACAAACAGAGUGAAGAGACCUGUUUGCAAGCUGCAAGCCAUUUGGACAUUCACAGCACUCAGCACAGAGCCUUGAUGCACUUGAGAGCUUAUGUAAACCUGUACAAAGAAGAGACUGAAAGAAAUCAUUUAGCAAGUCAACAUUUCCCCCAUUGCUUACAGCGUGCUGGAUUGGACGGGUUGUCUUGCAACGACGAGUGGAACAGAGCAGACGGACUGAACAACAACAUGGCUGUCCAGCAUUGUCAACAAACAAUGAUAAGAAAGUACUGGAAACUAUGGCAGGACCAGUUGGAGGAAACUGAAAAUGAGAGUUCUCAACCACUGACAGAAAUGGCACUGAAGAGCUACAGAAGUUUUCUGCUGAGGAGCUUUUUUCACCACUGGAGAGAGAAACUUGGUGAACACAAACACAUGCAGGAACUCAAUCAUCAUGCAGACGUUUGGUUUAAGGGGCGUAAAUUGCCUCUAUGUUUUAAUUCCUGGGUCGAGUUUACUGUGCAGAGAAGGCUGUAUGAUGAAAGAAAACACAAGGCUGAAGUUUAUAAUCGGAGGCGUCAGUGGACCUGGGUGUUUUACACUUGGCGGGAAUUUUCCGAGAAACGCAAACAGGAGAUGCUCUCUGAGCGGAUGGCAAUUCUCCACGAGGAGCAGUGUCAUGUGCUGAAAGCUUGGACGCGAUGGAAGCAACGCACACAGCAGCAGAUCGAAGAAGCAGAGAAAUGGGAAGCAUCACACCAUUUGUACGUUCACAGACUCCUCCAAAAGACGAUGAUGCAGUGGAAGGACAACAGCACUGAGAUACGAGACAGAAGGAACAGAGAGCUGCAGGCCUGUCAUCACAGUGACCUGCGCUGCAUGAGACUGGCUUUUGAAAAAUGGAAAAAGUUUGUUCAGAGACGGAGAGAGAAAAAAAGCAGACUGACGGAGGUUCAGCGCUACCAUGAAGUUAAAAUUCUCAAAAACUCCUUUGUGGACUGGAAGAAACAUCAUUUGCAGAUGACUCAGGAUUAUGACCAUGCAAAGGACUUUUUCAGACGGGAAACUCUCAGGAAGGUUCUGACUGUUUGGAAGGAGAAAGCAGCACUGAGGGCUAAGGUUCAGAUUGCAGAGCAACAAGCACAGAACCACUUUCAGCAUUUUCUACAACUUAAGGUGUUUCUUGGCUGGAGAAAAACAACAACGCGUGCAGUGUCACAGCGCCAACAGCAGGGGGAAGCACUCAGAAGAGCUCGGUCAAUUCAUCAAGCGCGACUGCUGCAGUGUUUCAGACAGUGGAGGAGCCGAACCAGGAAGGCUCGUAGAGAAAGGAUGGAAAAAGCAAGCCAGCACCACUAUUCCGGCUCUGAAACUGUGAAAACAUGUAGCAAGUAUCUCUACCAGCACCAGAAAAACAAGGUGAUGAAAAGACAAGGCAUUUUGUUGCUCAAAUUAAAGAUGUACCAGAAGUACUUUGAACAAUGGAAAGUUAAGCUGCAGCACAGACAGAGGGAGACUAAGCAGACAGAGCAAGCUCUCUGGCACUGGUCCCUCACACUUCAGGCCAAGGUGUUGUUCAGAUGGAGGAUGUGUGUAACAGAGCAGCACAGCAAGCGAGAGCAAGCAGCCAGAGCUGCACAGGUUUACAGAGACCAACUGUUGAGGGAGGGCGUGACAUCCAUCCUCACGUAUGCAGCUCAUAUGAGUGAUCUCACUACAAACCUAAUGGAGUUCAGCCAACCGCAAAGGUCACAGUCUCUGCAGAAAGUCGUCAAACGUUGUGCCAUGCGAUGGAAGCAGCGAACCCUGGGUAGACCUCGACAAGGGCAAAAGGUUCUAGUGCAAGCACCAAAAAGGAGCGUGACCUUCUGUUUAACGCCACCUCUGUCGAACAGCUUUUCGUCAUCUGACUCAGUGGAGCAGGAGGCUGAAGAUGGAGCUCUUAGCAAGCACACUCAAAAGAAGUCUGGUGUCACAAGCACUGAAGCAACUUUAAAUCCUUUGGAGUUCAGCUAUCCGUCACACACAGAGCACCCUGCAGUGCCAUCCUGCCUACAUUUUUCUAAACAGCCUGUGUUUCCUUCUGAGCCUCACGUGUCCACUGUGGAUUCUUCAUUCAAAGCCCAGGGCCAAGACCUUCUGCCUCCAUCAGCUUUCACGAUCCCAAGGAGUCAGAAUAAAUUGGGGAGAUCCAGCAACCCAGAUCCUGGAGAAGCUCCAUUUAUGGGUUUUCAGCAGUCUUCUAUGUCAUUUAGGCAGCAUCCAUCAGCUCAUCCAGAGACAAACCUGAAAACAUCCAGCAUGAGAGCCGAGGAUCCUCAUGCAGAAGAUGCAUCAACGGAUCCAACUCUGACAAGAGAGCUUCUCAGCAUUCAUCUGGACAUGAAGAGCUUUCAACAGAGCAGAAAGCAACUUCGGAUGUGGCGAAAGCUAAGAGAGGUAUAUCAGAGUUGGUUGCAGAUGAGUAGAGAUGAGGAUGAACAAAUGGAGAAAAAGACUAUCUGUGAAGAUCUGAAGAAGCUGGAAGAGCGCAUCCAAAGGCUUUCCACUGAGCUGGAAAAAAGGAAACCAACCAUGCAGCUGCAUGUAGACAGAAUCCAACAUCUACAGUCGGUUCUGCACACCUCAGGAAUUUAUUCUCUUGUGAAAACAUAA
Cololabis saira (Pacific saury) is the source of this 3519-nucleotide messenger RNA. RefSeq names its product SFI1 centrin binding protein (gene sfi1). The record is from RefSeq and is a predicted model, not a curated record. Gene Ontology annotation, molecular function: phosphatase binding. Bases 1 to 3519 code for a protein of 1172 amino acids. NCBI's taxonomy places the organism in Eukaryota, Metazoa, Chordata, Actinopteri, Beloniformes, Belonidae. The transcript is spliced from 30 exons.